This is a messenger RNA of Cuscuta epithymum, 361 nucleotides long. Lineage: Eukaryota; Viridiplantae; Streptophyta; Magnoliopsida; Solanales; Convolvulaceae. The record is from the annotation of a GenBank genome assembly.
CCCAAAGUUGUGCAAACUUCGUAUAGAUGUAUCGCUUUUUGAAGGGAUGGGAGAUUGUUUAGACAGGCAGUCAAAACUUCCAGAGAAGCUUUUACGUGUGGCUCAAACACUUGACUUGCUUCAUACAUUGAUUUUGAGUGAUGCCUUCAUGUGGAACGAUAAGAAUUUGCUACCUGGGAUCAAGGUGUUUCUUGCAUGCUUCCCAACACUUCAGAAGUUUAUCAUUGGAAGAGACUUCAAUCUCAAAACUAUUAAGGAAAUAUUGCAUUUUCCACGCGCCUCCCCAAAACUCGAAAUAAUUUUCAUCUAAAAUUAUGUCUUAUUCUAAUGAAUUUAAUUUAGAUGUUGAUUUGCAAUUUAG